UGUAAAAGUAAUUUUUUUUUUUUAAUAUAUAUAGUGAGGAAUGAAAAAGGUGAAAAGAAGAAGCAGACGGAUGGUAAAGCCAAGACUCAACGAACUCGGAAGAACGUGUACAGAGGAAUAAGGCAGAGGCCGUGGGGGAAGUGGGCGGCUGAAAUUAGAGACCCUCGCAAAGGUGUCCGAGUCUGGCUCGGUACCUACAACACAGCCGAAGAAGCCGCUAGAGCCUACGAUGAAGCCGCCAAGCGCAUACGUGGCGACAAGGCCAAGCUCAACUUUGCUCAACCACCACCUCAAGCUGAACCUUCGUCUAAGAAACGCUGUAUAUCACCACCUGAGUUGACUCAGACGAGUUUACCAGCAGCGUGCGUGGAUUUCGGGUUUGAAAACGAGUUUUAUCAACCCAGUGAAGUGGGGAGUAACGAGCUGGCGCUGGAAGAGCAAAUCUCGAGCUUGGAAUCGUUCCUGGGCCUGGAGCCAACAAGUCGGCAGCUGAGCGGAAACAGUGAGUGUGACUCGAAUGACUUCUGGAUGCUGGAUGACGCGGUGGCGCCUGUGCCUGUUCAUCAGCAGAAUCUUGAUGAGGAUCAGCUCCUAAUGUACUAGGGAAACCAAAAAAAACAUAAUAAUAGCAAUAACCAAAGUAUAGUGUGGUUCUUUUUCUUUCGUUUGUGUUAUGCUUUGAUGUUGGGUUUAUGUGGUUGAAAUUAAAAGACUCUAGUGAUUCUCUGUGCAUUGUAAAGACGAGAUAAUAAGCAGAGAAAUAGCUAGCAGUUGCUUCUUGUUCCAUGCAGAAAAAGAAGCAUCUUUUCUUUCUCUGUCUUAUAUUGUAUGCAUGGCUGUUUUCGA
This is a messenger RNA of Pistacia vera, 846 nucleotides long. RefSeq names its product ethylene-responsive transcription factor RAP2-3-like. Lineage: Eukaryota; Viridiplantae; Streptophyta; Magnoliopsida; Sapindales; Anacardiaceae. Gene Ontology annotation, molecular function: DNA-binding transcription factor activity; DNA binding. The annotation marks the transcript as partial. Gene Ontology annotation, biological process: ethylene-activated signaling pathway; regulation of DNA-templated transcription. The record is from RefSeq and is a predicted model, not a curated record. The transcript has a single exon.